This is a messenger RNA of Hypoxylon trugodes, 4452 nucleotides long. RefSeq names its product antiviral helicase. NCBI's taxonomy places the organism in Eukaryota, Fungi, Ascomycota, Sordariomycetes, Xylariales, Hypoxylaceae. The transcript is spliced from 2 exons. Gene Ontology annotation, biological process: nuclear-transcribed mRNA catabolic process, 3'-5' exonucleolytic nonsense-mediated decay. Gene Ontology annotation, molecular function: RNA binding; ATP binding; RNA helicase activity. The record is from RefSeq and is a predicted model, not a curated record. The coding region runs from base 286 to 4107 and encodes 1273 amino acids. Gene Ontology annotation, cellular component: Ski complex.
UUGUAAAAAAAACAAAUCAGUCAUAAAAAGAGCCAUUUUUAUUCAAUAUUGAAUUUUUAAGAUUGUCGAAAGUCCUUCGUACCUUCGCCAAGGAACUUGUGUACGCAACCAUAGGAGCUUUAUACCUACUUAUCGAUAAGAAUUUAGGUGCCCACCUCAAUUUCCAGGGUACCAACCCACCAACCCACUUUGUUGUUUAGCAAACGUCAUUCAACAAUUACUUCCUCAGCUUCCGGUAGACGUCUAAAGCUUUCCUCUACGUCGAAAACGGCGUUUCAAGGAACCAUGGCGUCUCCAGAUCUCGUGGAGGCCAUGCAAAAGCUCCACGUCAAAGACGAUAUUUCAAUCGACGAUAUCCUCUUUCAACAAGGUCCCCGUAAGCGAUUGAAACAAGAUCUGACGGCGCUCAAAGCCGAACUCGAACAAAAGUUCCUAACACCGUCCAAUACGUUUUCUACCGAAUGGCUCAACCGCCUGCAGCAACGAUGGGAUUGCCCUACAGAUUUGACCGAAUUAUUCCGUAUUGCGCCGACGCAGACUCGCACUGUCACACGGUUCCAGCGACAAGGGCUCGAGGGGAGGGUAACGGGAUACAAGAAUGUUACUAUACCUGCAAACAGCGCGACCGCCAAGAACUCUACUUCCCUCACGCGAAAGCCUGGUAGUCGAGCCGACUUCGUUCGCGGCGCGGCUGGUUUCUUUCCUUUUGCUCCUGGUGGUUUAGAGGGUGUUGAAGCGACUGCUGCCGUGGAGGAUCAGAUGAUACGUUCUAAUGGUACUGGCACUCAGAAUAAACUAGAGCGUGUUAUCAAGCUCGGCGCUGAAGGUGGACUUCUUGAGGUAGCUCCUGGUAUGGAGAGGGGUAUUGAUUUUAGCAAGAAGAAAUCCAAGGUCAAUGAGAAAGAAGCAAAAGCAAUCGAAGCGGAACUAGACCAAGAGCCGGAACAAGGUCCUGAGGCUGAAGAAGUGAACGGACAUGCGGGCACCAACGGCGUCGAAGAAGAACUCGAUGAGGAGGAUUCCGAAGAUAUCGAUACCUUAUUGCCAGUCGAGUUCCCAGCUCUAGAGCCGCACAGCAAUCUUGCGGCAUCCAGCGCUAGGAAGGCCGGUCGAGAAUGGGCUCACAUGGUGGAUAUUAAUCGCGAUAUUACCAAUUUCCGAGAGUUGGUUCCCGAUAUGGCUAGGGAAUGGCCAUUCGAACUCGACACUUUCCAGAAGGAAGCUAUAUACCAUCUCGAGGGUGGUGAUUCCGUUUUCGUCGCCGCGCAUACAUCAGCCGGCAAGACGGUUGUAGCCGAAUACGCAAUCGCCCUUGCCGCUAGGCAUAUGACCAAAGCCAUCUAUACCUCACCUAUCAAAGCUCUCAGUAAUCAAAAAUUCCGAGAUUUCCGACAAACCUUUGACGAGGUUGGUAUUUUGACAGGAGAUGUUCAGAUCAAUCCCGAAGCAAGUUGUUUGAUCAUGACCACCGAAAUUCUAAGGAGUAUGCUAUAUAGAGGCGCCGACUUGAUCCGAGACGUAGAAUUCGUCAUCUUUGACGAAGUUCAUUAUGUCAACGAUUUUGAGCGAGGUGUUGUUUGGGAAGAAGUCAUUAUUAUGCUGCCAGAGCAUGUUUCACUUAUCCUGCUCUCUGCUACUGUUCCGAAUACGUACGAAUUUGCCUCCUGGGUUGGUAGGACCAAAAAGAAGGAUAUAUACGUCAUUUCAACACCGAAGCGACCUGUUCCUCUCGAGCAUUAUUUAUGGGCUGGUAAAAAUAUUCACAAAAUCGUGGAUAGCGAUAAGAAAUUCAUCGAACGAGGAUGGAAAGAAGCAGACCAAGCGAUGCGUGGAAAAGACAAGGUUCUGCCUGCACCUGCUGCACGUGGCGGUGGCAACCAACGAGGAAAUCAACGGGGUGGUCCUCAGCGAGGCAGUCAACAACAACGCGGUGGUCAACGAGGUGGUGCCCAGCAAAGAGGCAGAGGAGGUCCUCCGCGAGCCAGCCAUGCACCUGGCCAUAUGGGUCGUGGUGGUCGAGGAGGGGGCUUCUCAUCGCUUAACCAAGACAAGAACUUAUGGGUUCACCUUGUGCAGUAUUUGAAACAGAACACUCUAUUGCCAGCUUGCAUAUUUGUCUUCUCCAAGAAGAGGUGCGAGGAGAAUGCAGACGCAUUAAGCAACCGAGACUUCUGUACCGCACAAGAGAAGAGCCAUAUCCACAUGAUUAUCCAGAAAUCGAUUGCUCGAUUACGACCCGAAGACCGAGUCCUGCCGCAGAUUAUUCGUCUGCGCGAACUACUGAGUCGUGGUAUUGCCGUGCACCAUGGUGGUCUUUUGCCAAUUGUCAAGGAAAUUGUGGAGAUUCUAUUUGCGCAGACUCUAGUGAAGGUUCUCUUCGCGACCGAGACAUUUGCUAUGGGUCUGAAUCUGCCUACAAGGACUGUCGUGUUUUCUGGUUACCGAAAACAUGAUGGGCACUCAUUCCGAAACCUUCUUCCAGGCGAAUACACUCAAAUGGCCGGCAGAGCUGGUCGUCGUGGACUUGACCCCGUUGGUUCUGUUAUCAUUGUUCCGCCCGGAAGUAUGGAUGAGGCGCCACCCGUUACCGACCUCCAGAAGAUGAUACUUGACCCGCCUAGUAAGCUGAGGUCUCAGUUCAGACUGACGUACAAUAUGAUCCUCAAUCUGCUACGAGUGGAGGCGUUGAAGAUCGAGGAAAUGAUUAAGCGCAGUUUCUCGGAGCAUGCCACUCAGCAAUUGCUCCCAGAACACGAGAAAGCUGUUAAACUCUCAGAAGCAGACUUGGCCAAAGUGAAACGAGAGCCAUGCCAGAUUUGCGAUGAAUCCCUAGAGAAAUGCCACCAGGCGGCGAUGAAUUACAAACAGCUUACGCAGGAACUUUAUAAAGGCCUUUUGACUAUACCGAUUGGCAAGAAGAUGUUUACACAAUCUCGACUUAUUGUAUGGAAUAAGGACGGUGUCCGAACCCCAGGAAUUCUCUUGUCACACGGUGUCAGCACGAAGACCUCCGAUGGGCAACCAACUAUUCAGGUGUUUGAAAUAAGAACAGAGCGUGAAACCCGCGAUUCGACCGAUAUCCUACCUUUCAUCGGCCAAUUCCGACCCCUACUCACGCCUCUUCCGCGCCGAGGGAAAUCUAUUCUUUCUAGGGUUGUUCACGUACCGCUUAGCGACAUCGAAUGCCUCACAGGAAAACUCACUACUGGGAUUGUACCUGAAUUUUUCGACCAUGGAGAGUCGCGUCGAAGAGCGAAAGAGCGAAUGUCGGCUAUCUGCGAUACUUGGGAUUCCCACCUAUGGGAUGAGGCUAGUUUCGCCAAAAUCAAGAGUUUGCCGUUGCAAGAGAUCAUCGAGAAGCGCAGGCAGGAGGAAGCGAUUAUUAAAGCUACCGCUACUGUGUAUUGUCGACACUUUUUGAAACAUUAUGCUAUGUGUCAUGAUCAAUGGCUUAUUAAAGAGCACAUUUCAUCGCUUCGUUCCGCCCUCGCGGAUCAAAACCUCCAAUUGCUGCCUGACUACGAGCAGCGUAUCCAAGUUUUGAAAGACCUAUCAUUUAUCGAUGCGGAUACCCGUAUUCAACUUAAAGGCAAAGUAGCUUGCGAGAUUCAUUCAGCUGAUGAGCUCGUCCUAACUGAGCUCAUUCUCGACAACGUGCUUGCAGAAUACGAACCAGCUGAAAUUGCUGCCUUGCUAUCAGCAUUCGUAUUCCAAGAAAAGACGGAGUCAAUACCCAACCUCACUGGUACCCUCGAGCGUGGUAUGAAGACGAUCAUCGAGAUCAGUGAGAAGGUCAACAACGUUCAGACAGAACACCAAGUUAUCCAAAGUGCAGAAGACAGCAAUGACUUCGUAUCACGCCCUCGCUUUGGACUUAUGGAAGUUGUGUAUGAGUGGGCGCGAGGUAUGAGUUUCAAGAACAUCACGGAUCUAACGGAUGUACUUGAAGGCACUAUUGUGCGCACUAUCACGAGGCUAGACGAGACAUGUCGCGAGGUGAAGAACGCAGCUCGCAUUAUCGGUGAUCCGGAAUUAUACCAGAAGAUGCAGACCGCGCAGGAAAUGAUCAAGAGGGAUAUCACUGCUGUUGCUAGCUUGUACAUGUAAUUCUCAUGUCAUUCAGGCAGGCGCUGAUGGAAGAUUUGGAGGUUUGAAAGGUUGAAAUGACUCAUUUAGCUGCAUGGUUGGGCGCGUUGCAUUUGAAAAGCAUGGAAAAACAUAGCUGGAAGGGGAAGGGUAUGAUUAUGAUUAUGACAUGAUCAAAUGGUAUGACAACUUUAUAAUGAAAUCAAACUCGCUAGUUGCGUCUUACUUUCUGAUAUUUGCAGUGACUAAAGUUUAGCAAGAAUGCCCCAUGUUUUACUUGACGUUAUCGCUUUGAGGUUGUCAUGACGAAGUUUCUACAUGGAUGACACUUGACCCCCUUUCCCGUCGUAGAUUGCUAUUUCAACA